Stegastes partitus (bicolor damselfish) is the source of this 3092-nucleotide messenger RNA. Its product is annotated as integrin-linked protein kinase. Gene Ontology annotation, cellular component: focal adhesion; stress fiber. The transcript is spliced from 13 exons. Gene Ontology annotation, molecular function: protein binding; ATP binding; protein serine/threonine kinase activity. Lineage: Eukaryota; Metazoa; Chordata; Actinopteri; Pomacentridae. The record is from RefSeq and is a predicted model, not a curated record. Gene Ontology annotation, biological process: substrate adhesion-dependent cell spreading; cell-matrix adhesion; integrin-mediated signaling pathway. The coding region runs from base 245 to 1603 and encodes 452 amino acids.
ACGUCCCGCAGCUCUCCGUCCACCGGAGGAAACACACUUCUGCUCUGUCUUUAACUCCUCCGCACCGCAACAGGCGAAUAUUUCAGGUUUGUGUGAGAGCCACUGAGUCUCUGUGAUUGUGUCCCUCGGUGUCCCAGAUGAGGGACUGAUGCUGGGCAGGACUCGCCUCAACCCCUCGGGUCGCCUCUCUCGUCUGUCCCAGUUUAGUUCUACACCUUAAGAGAAGAAGAACACAUCAGGAACAAUGGACGAUAUCUUCACGCAGUGUCGUGAAGGCAACGCAGUGGCAGUCCGCUUAUGGUUGGACAACACAGAGAAUGACCUCAAUCAAGGAGAUGACCACGGCUUCAGCCCCCUGCACUGGGCCUGCAGAGAGGGUCGCUCCAGUGUGGUGGACAUGCUCAUCAUGAGAGGAGCACGCAUCAACGUCAUGAACCGGGGAGACGACACGCCUCUGCACCUGGCUGCCAGUCACGGACAUCGUGACAUUGUGGGAAAGCUGAUCCAGUGCAAAGCAGACACCAAUGCAGCCAAUGAACACGGGAACACACCACUGCAUUACGCCUGCUUCUGGGGCCAAGACCAAGUGGCCGAGGACCUUGUGACUAAUGGGGCUCAGGUGAGCAUCUGUAACAAAUAUGGGGAGACUCCCCUGGACAAAGCCAAACCUCACCUGCGUGAACUCCUCAGAGAAAAGGCUGAAAAACUGGGACAGAACUUGACUAAAAUUCCCUUCAAGGACACAUUCUGGAAAGGCACCACCAGGACUCGACCCCGCAAUGGCACUUUGAACAAACAUGCAGGCGUCGACUACAAACAGCUUUCUUUUCUCGCUAAAAUAAAUGAGAACCAGUCUGGAGAGUUGUGGCAAGGGCGCUGGCAAGGAAAUGAAAUUGUUGUUAAGGUGCUAAAAGUUCGUGACUGGACCACGAGGAAAAGCAGAGACUUCAAUGAGGAAUAUCCCAAACUAAGGAUAUUUUCCCACCCGAAUGUCCUACCCAUGUUGGGAGCAUGUCAGUCUCCUCCCGCCCCUCACCCCAUCAUCAUCACACACUGGAUGCCUUAUGGCUCCCUCUACAACGUGCUGCAUGAAGGCACCAACUUUGUGGUGGACCAGACGCAGGCAGUGAAGUUUGCGCUGGACAUUGCUUGCGGAAUGGCUUUCUUGCAUACACUUGAACCCAUGAUUCCUCGCCAUUAUCUCAACAGCAAGAGCGUAAUGAUAGAUGAAGACAUGACAGCGAGGAUCAGUAUGGCAGACGUCAAGUUCUCCUUCCAGUGUCCUGGCAGGAUGUACUCGCCUGCAUGGGUAGCCCCCGAGGCUCUGCAGAAGAAGCCGGAGGAGAUCAACCGUCGCUCAGCAGACAUGUGGAGCUUCGCCAUCCUGCUGUGGGAGUUGGUGACCAGAGAAGUGCCGUUCGCUGACUUGUCCAACAUGGAAAUAGGCAUGAAGGUUUCCUUGGAGGGUUUGAGGCCCACCAUCCCUCCUGGCAUCUCCCCCCACAUUUGCAAGCUCAUGAAGAUAUGCAUGAACGAAGACCCAGCAAAGAGGCCGAAAUUCGACAUGAUUGUGCCAAUUCUGGAAAAAAUGCAGGACAAGUGAAAACCCAUCUCCAGCCCUCGUUUAUUGAACCGACAGAUUUAUUUUUGUUUUUUUUUUUUACCCCAGAUAUGACUCUGAUAUGGUGGUGUGGUGCUUACCAGUAUUGCCUUAAACUCUUACUCUACCGCUGCAUUCGACGCCACUGUAGCUUCUGCUUCUGAGAUGAGUCCAGCAGCAGUCACUUCUUUUAUAUUGUUUUUUUUUUUCAGUGUAUAUCAAGUUUUUAUUACUGUCUUCGUCACUGAUCUGCUGAUACUGUCUCGGAGCCUAGUAGCGAAUGUUCAUCCUCUAAACCGUAAUUGCGUGGACUGAGUACAAUCUUCUUCAAGCGACCGAAUAGCCUGUGGAGGUCAGCAUGACAGUACUGGAUUGCUCCGGUUAAUUUAAGGCCUUAUUUUAUCCAGAGAGGGCUCAACCGUUAAAGAGUCACCUUCUAAGGUUACUGCUCCUUUUAUACCGGCGGCUCGUAAUAAUAACAUAUUAACCCAAAGCGUGUCUUAUGGGGGAAAAAAAAAGGUUUAUGUUUGUCAUUAUAGGAGCGACGUAGAACAGGGGCAAGCAUGACAAAUGUCUGAAACAGAGCAUUUAAACAUGUAUAGUUGAUUAAACUUGAUAUGAAUGAGCGGUGCCCUUGAGUGCAGCAGCAGCGUUGUGCCAUUCAGCUUGGCUGUGUAGUGAUGAUGAGCUUAUCUUUGGUCCCUGAUUGUAUCCUGUACAACCUGCUGACAACUAUUUAAAACUGGCCUUACACACCUUUUCGUGCUGCAAAACUGUCAGUGUUGAUAUUGAAAGAUUACAUUCACAACGCAAGAUUCUCUCGUCUAUUGUAUUCAUGUAAUCCGCUAGAUUACUUAUUGUGAUCAUCUAAUCUAGUCUAUUUUCAGUCCUUUCCCUUCAGUCUUUAAUACACUAUUUGAAUUCCGUUAGCGCUGCUGUUAAUUAAAGAGAAAAGGCAGCCUCUGUCAACAUGUCUCAAAGUGUUUAACUCAGAUGUUAUUUUCAUGUUGAAUACUGGAACUGUCUGAAGCCCAACAUGUAAAGGCUCGUUUUCCUUGUAAUGUGAGGAAUGAAUACCGCAGCCCACACGGUAAUUUAUUCACGGAUAACACAGGUACAGUUAUAAUUAGUUGCUCCUAGUUUUAUGGUUAUAUCAGAGGCUGUAACAUUAAGGGGUGAAAUCAAGAUUGUGCACAGUGUUACAUAGUCGUCUCAUUUUUGUUCUUUGGUCCUGACUUUAUAUCGAUCUCAUGGGUUGUUCCUCCCACCUGUAUCAGUUCUGUGCCUCCACCAGCUUGCUUGUUUGUGCCGAAUCACAGGUUGAAGCCAAAAUCAAGAAUGACUUAUACAAAUGUAUGUAUUUAUAUAUAAGUAUAUUAAAAAUGAAACAUGGACAACUUGAAUGUGUACAUUUGUAGUGGGAAGUGGACAUCACUGGGUUAUUAAGGAAAUGUGUAAACUCUCUAAAUGAAUAAAGGCUUUAAGUAUUGGA